AUGCGCUCUCACGCACCGCUAUCAUCAACCAAUGACCAUUUGUUUGGGGACUACCUCGCCUCAAGUAAUCAUCAGGAGGGUAUCUGCAUUGGAGCUGCUCCACAGAACUCGAACCUAGAUCAGUCAAUGAUUGGAGACAAUUAUUUAACAACUAUUGCAAAAGAAAGCUCUAUGCUGUUGUCUGAGGAAUCAAAACUUAAAGUUUUGUAUGAUGCAGUCUGGAAGUAUGGCUCGGAUGCUUGGGGUCAUAACGCUCAGACCGCUGAAGCCCCCCUGAAUCAGAGUGCAUAUAGUAGCGGUCAGCAGUAUUACUUCGAUAGCCUUCCAACGUCAAGCGAAUUCGGUGACUCGAAAGAAAAAUCCGACUAUUACUUAGGAUUCAUUGAUCCUUCGCUCUUAUCAGACCCGUCAUCGUCCCCAGUGUUCGCUGGAGAAUUCGAUGCUGGAGAAUCUGAUACUGGUAUUAAGGAUACUGCCCGUGGUGCGAUCGGGAGUUAUGAUGUUCUUCAGAAAAACUCCAAAUUUCCUCUCUUAUCCGAACAUAAGGGAUACAUCACAUCCAAUAAUAUAGAAAGAAGUAAGCGGGUGCCAGUGGAAGGAUUAUCUACCAUGCUCGUAGUCCCUUAUCAGUUCCCGCACGUUCUCGAACUAAAGAACAGCAUUUCUUGCAAAGAAGAGCUUCCAACGUCUUCUGGAGGCACUCAGAGAGAGACCGAAGCUCCUAGUAUCAAUGACCGUAGGAGAAUUGAGUGCCAAUUCCCAGACUGCAAUAAAAAAAAAGGAUUUAAGAACAUGCAAACCUAUAUAAUCCAUAUGAGGAAGCAUCAAGAGUGUUCUACCAAAGGCCCACCUGCCUAUCCUUCGCAAGUAUCUGAUAUCGACUUAGCUAAUCCGGGCGUACCAUUGCCCUACGUUAUACCCCCGCCGGUCAAGAUGGAGGAUAAGGUUUUUCGAUGCCCAUAUGCUGGUUGUAAAUUAACACCGUUCAAGUCGAUAAAUACAUUCAGACGUCAUUGUGAUUCGGUCCACAGUGGGAAAGAAGCGGAAUGUCCCUUUUGUAUGCUUGAGAGAUCCGAUCGAAAGGAUGAAGAUAACUCGAAGAAGGUUCAUUUAUUCACCAGAGCCGAUGCACUGCAAAAGCAUCUCAAACGUAUGCAUCCAGUCAUUGAAAAAAACGAUCCCAGGGUUCUUGAAGUCAUGAGAAUCUUGCGGCGUGGGAACGGAAAGGGAGUAAUUUGGGAUAAAACAACUGAGCCUGCUGGUAAAGGUUUUGAAGGACGAGAUGAGAACGGCAUACUCAUUGGGGACUCUAUAACUCAAAAACGGAAACGUACAAAAGCCUGUAAGGACCAAUCUCAGAAGUUGAAGAAGGCCAAACUUCAGAAUGGCCCAAGCAAGGAAGAAUGCGAGCUUGGAAAAGUAAAAGAGGAAGAAACAAUCUCUCCCCAGCCCAGCCUAUCCUUAUCUGGCCAUUAUUACUCCAGCUUCAACUCCUCUGGUAGCUUCUCUUCCUUCCUUGAUUCAUCAUCCUCGCCCUUCCCAUCUACCAACGGGUCCACUGAGGUCGUGGUACCAUUGCGCAAAAGGCAACGGACCUCCACUGCUGCGCCAGGGAAAGGAAAAACGAGAGCCAAGGUGUCCAAACUUAAACGAGAGGCAGAUUCAGACGAAGAGAAAAUAUCUGCGAAGAGAUCAAAAUAUUUCCAUGCUAGCGAUAUACUUUUCGAGACAACAGGGGUUGUUGGUCUUGGAGAAGCUACGAAAAAGGAAGAUGUGCCAGGGUUCCUGGGCUUAGGUAAGGAGGUAGUUGGUCAAAAUGUGGCCUUAAAGUCUAAGGUCCCAGAGAGUGCGGCAGCGGGCUCUGCGUCAUCGUUUGGAUACUGUUUUUGCUGGCCUGAUGAUGGAGCGUCGUUCAAUCAUAACGCCGGGGGCCACCAGAUUCAAAGUUCUGAUACCCCAGCUAGUGCUGUAACGAACCCUGCUCUUUGGAAUAAUUGGGCAACGGAGAAUGUGGUUGAUACCGAUACCUGGCGCCCUGAUUGCCCCCAGCAAAUCUCCCGAGGGGAAACCAACCUUCCCGUCUCAAUUCAAAGCGCUAAAGUGCGAGAAUUCACCGGAAAUCAUGUUGAAAAUCCAACUGCUAUUGCUGAAGAGCAUGGCAUGCUCGUGAUGGAAGAGGAGAAUUAUAUCAACAUCAACAAUUCGGGCGCCUCCUUGGCCUCGAGCUCAUCAAUGAUCUCACAGAAUGAAGUUUCUGGAUCUUAUAAUCAACGUCCCCAUCAAGUUCAUGUAUUUGGUCUUCCUGCUGAACCGACAUCUGAGUCACAAUAUACUGACUGGCUGUCAUAUAUGCUAAAUGAUUCGUUAGUUCCUAUGGAAUAA
Molecule: messenger RNA, 2382 nt
Organism: Morchella sextelata
Lineage: Eukaryota; Fungi; Ascomycota; Pezizomycetes; Pezizales; Morchellaceae
Exons: 9
Coding region: 1-2382 (793 amino acids)
Source: RefSeq, a predicted model, not a curated record